Molecule: messenger RNA, 606 nt
Organism: Torulaspora delbrueckii
Lineage: Eukaryota; Fungi; Ascomycota; Saccharomycetes; Saccharomycetales; Saccharomycetaceae
Gene: RPS8B
Product: 40S ribosomal protein eS8
Exons: 1
Coding region: 1-606 (201 amino acids)
Biological process (GO): translation; maturation of SSU-rRNA from tricistronic rRNA transcript (SSU-rRNA, 5.8S rRNA, LSU-rRNA)
Cellular component (GO): cytosolic small ribosomal subunit; ribosome
Molecular function (GO): structural constituent of ribosome
Source: RefSeq, a predicted model, not a curated record
AUGGGUAUUUCUCGUGAUUCUCGUCACAAAAGAUCCGCUACCGGUGCUAAGCGUGCUCAAUUCAGAAAGAAGAGAAAGUUUGAAUUGGGUCGUCAAUCCGCAAACACCAAGAUUGGUACUAAGAGAAUUCACACCGUUAGAACCAGAGGUGGUAACAAGAAAUUCAGAGCUCUAAGAAUCGAAACUGGUAACUUUUCAUGGGCUUCUGAAGGUUUUGCCAAGAAGACUAGAAUCGUGGGUGUUGCUUACCAUCCAUCUAACAACGAAUUGGUUAGAACCAACACUUUGACUAAAGCUGCUAUCGUUCAAAUCGAUGCUACUCCUUUCAGACAAUGGUACGAAGGUCACUACGGUGCUACUCUAGGUAAGAAGAAGAACACCAAGGGUGAUGAAGAGGUCGUUGCUGCUUCUAAGAGCACUGAAAAGAAAUGGGCUGCCAGAGCUGGAUCUGCCAAGAUCGAGUCCUCUGUUGAGUCUCAAUUCGGUGCCGGUAGAUUGUACGCUGCUAUCUCUUCUAGACCAGGUCAAUCUGGUAGAUGUGAUGGUUACAUCUUGGAAGGUGAAGAAUUGGCCUUCUACUUGAGAAGAUUGACUGCUAAGAAAUAA